Molecule: messenger RNA, 881 nt
Organism: Wallemia mellicola CBS 633.66
Lineage: Eukaryota; Fungi; Basidiomycota; Wallemiomycetes; Wallemiales; Wallemiaceae
Product: conjugated polyketone reductase C1
Exons: 8
Coding region: 6-845 (279 amino acids)
Molecular function (GO): oxidoreductase activity
Source: RefSeq, a predicted model, not a curated record
CCAUAAUGUCUGAAAUUUCACUCAAAUACAACGGCACUAUACCUUUUAUCGCUUUUGGUACUGGCACAUCACUGUUUAAGCAAAGUGCCUACGAUGGUGUUCGUCAAGCACUCAACAAAGGUGUUAGACAUAUAGACACUGCUCAGAUUUAUGGAAACGAAGAUUCAGUUGGACAGGCUCUUAAGGAUAGCGGUGUUAGUCGUUCUGAGUUAUUCAUCGCAACAAAAUACGGUGGUGGUCGUGACGUACGUUCAGAAUUCAAUGACUCAUUACGCAAGCUUCAAUUGGAAUAUCUCGACUUGUACAUAGUUCACUGGCCAAAGGUAGUUGAACAAUCCGGUGGAUUGGCAGCCACUUGGAGUGAAUUCGAGAAACUCAAGUCAGAAGGACUUGUGAAACACAUUGGUGUAUCAAAUUUCGACAACAAUGAUCUUGAUGAGCUACUCAAGACAGCUAAGGAAUAUCCAGAAGUCAACCAAAUUGAACUCGGUCCAACCUGCUGGAAGAAGGUUGAGCAUAUCUACAAGCGUAAUGCUGAAUUGGGUAUAGUUGUAGAAGCAUACGGCGCACUUGCUGCACUCACUUCACCUAAAUCUGACUUAGACAAUUUAUUCAGCCAGCUGGGCGAGAAGUACGGUCUAUCCAAGGGUGCUAUCAUUCUUCUCUGGUUAAAAUCCCAUAAGAUCGUUGCAGUUACAACGACCUCCAAAGAUGAGCGUUUUGAGGAAUACAACAAGGUUUACGCUAGCACACUCGAAGAAGUUGACGGAGAGGCUAUUUCUAAGCUUGGAAAGCAAUACUUGGAUGUAAAAUUCCCAGAGCACCUCUCAAAUGUUGUUGUAUAAUUCUUUGAUUUUGUUAUCAAUUGUUAGAUUGUUACG